Messenger RNA from Penicillium subrubescens, 1584 nucleotides. Its product is annotated as VIT and vWA domain-containing protein. Lineage: Eukaryota; Fungi; Ascomycota; Eurotiomycetes; Eurotiales; Aspergillaceae. The transcript is spliced from 3 exons. The record is from RefSeq and is a predicted model, not a curated record. Bases 1 to 1584 code for a protein of 527 amino acids.
AUGAGUCAGCCUAUGGAUUAUUCCAGCCUGGGGCAAAGAAUCGAACUACUUAACUAUCCAAAUUUUCCCUUUCAUUCCCUUUCAUUCCUGGAUUUCCAACACCACAACAACAUCACAACAUUUUUCUCCUCCCCACCAUCCAACUACAUCGAUCAAAAUGUUACUCUACGGCUGUUAUUCCAGAUCCCUGGAAAAUAUCGUCCGACCAAUCAAUGCCUCCCCCAGGUAGGGUUAGACGUGCACGCAACACUUCUCUCGACUACUUCGCGAGCGCUACUCACUCAGACCUUCGUGAAUCCAUCCUCAACAAAGCCCAUUUCAGAAGUUUUUUAUCCUUUCCCCCUCUAUGGUGGAGCCAGUGCUGUUGGUUUUAAUUGCCGAGUGGGAGCGGAUAUUAUUCGGGGCAAGGUGCAACCCAGACAAAAGGCGGAUGAACUUUACCAGAAAGCCGAGGCUGAGGGACAGGCAGCCGCAAUCUUCGAUCAAUCAUACGAUACCAGUGAUGUCUUCGGGACUCGUGUAUGCAAAGUUCCCGCCGGUGGGAAAGUCACCAUUGAAAUCACCCUCGUGGAAGAACUGAAGCAAGAUGCUCAAACAAAUGGGCCACGAUACACAGUUCCUACGGCCAUCGCUCCACGAUAUGGUCAGCAACGAGAUGCACCGCCAGCUGCACCCGAAGGAGCCGUUAUCAAGACUGCGAUCAAGGUUGAUGUCAUCAUGGAAAAGGGCUCCACGAUUCGUAACGUUCGGUCGCCAAGUCACCCCUUCGAGUUGAACUUGGGCCGGGCGUCUUACAUGCCAGAAUCUACUUUUGAACCUUGCUAUGCCUCGGUCAAACUGCAGGAAAAUUCAGUCAUUCGAGAAGAUCCCGUUCUAACUCAAGCAUUAAUGGUCUCCCUAGUUCCAAAAUUCAGCCUACCGCCAGACCCCCCUGAAGUCGUGUUUGUGAUUGACCGAAGUGGCAGCAUGCAAGACAAGGUUGCAACCUUGAAGUCUGUCCUGGAGGUAUUCUUAAAGUCACUGCCCCUUGGAGUGACGUUCAACAUUGUCUCAUUCGGCAGUUCCUACAGCCCCCUAUGGCCUCGCAGCAAAGUGAGUGACAAAGCAAGUCUCUCCGAGGCGCUAGAGUUCACGAAGACUAUCGAUGCAGAUAUGGGAGGAACAGAUAUUCUGGCUGCGCUCAAGGCUGCAUUGGAGAACCACUACAAGGACAAGCUCCCCGAUGUCCUGCUCCUCACCGAUGGCGAGGUUUGGAACCAAGGGGAUAUAUUCACCUUUGUAAACAAGGUUGUCCAGGACAGCUCUGCCCGUUUCUUCAGUCUGGGUAUCCGGAAUGAUGCUUCCCACGCUCUCAUCAACGGCAUUGCUCGCGCAGGACGUGGCUUCUCUCAGUCAGUUCUAAAUUACGAGAAGCUAGAUAAGAAGGUUAUCCGAAUGCACAAUGGGGCUUUGAUGCCACGACUGAGAGACUGCAGAUUGGAGAUCGGGUUGUCUCCUCUGGAGCACGACGAUUCCAUUGAGAUUGAACCAGCAGAGGCAAACGAACAGCCGGCCGUGGAAGUAUCCACAAAGCCACCAAUUUAA